AUGUCCGCGUCUGGCCCCUCCAAGGGCCAGGUUCACGUCAAGCUCAUCCAAGCGCGAGGUCUCAAUGUGCGCUCUUCACAGUCCAAGCCGUAUGUGGUCGUCCAGUUCGAACAGAACGAGUUUGUCGGUCGCGACCCCAUUGAGGAGACUGCGAAGGAGGCCAAGGGCCUGCCUACCAAUCUCUCCCGGCAGUCAUCUUCGACUGCCAUCUCUGCCCUCACCGCCGUGAGCAAGGGCAACAAGGACGGUGUCCCGAAGGGCGUCAGUCGGGCUCACCGACUGCCACAAAUGGCGGUGCCCCAAGUCUGGUCUCAACGGUUGUUCGGGUCGCGCAUAUCGGCCGUGAGCCCUGUCUGGAAACACGAGGUGUCCUUCGAUGUCACGUCGGAUCUAUCUGCGAUCACGUUCAAUGUCUACGACCGCUCGGCAACCGACCCUGGCUUCCUGGGUACGGUGCAGAUUAAGCCUGCGCUCGUACACGAUCACACCGUCGACCAGUGGUUCAAACUGCGCCCGUUUGAGAACGAGCCGGUGAGCGGGGAGAUGCGCGUACAGAUUACGUUCGAGGCGAACAAGACGAAACGCGCCCUGACUCCGCGCGACUUCGAUUUCCUCAAGCUCAUCGGGCGUGGCACGUUUGGUCGCGUGUUCCAGGUGCGCAAGAAGGACACCAAACGCAUAUAUGCGAUGAAGGUCCUUUCGAAACGCGAGAUCCUAGCAAAGAAGGAGGUCGCGCACACGCUCGGCGAACGCAAGAUCCUUCAGCGUUCUUUGGACUGUCCGUUCCUGGUUGGGCUGAAAUUCAGCUUCCAAACGGGCUCGGAUCUCUACCUCGUGACCGAUUUCAAGAGCGGAGGUGAGCUAUUCUGGCACCUCCAGCGUGAAACACGGUUCAGCGAGGAGCGAGCGCGAUUCUAUAUUGCGGAGCUCAUCCUCGCACUCGAGCACCUGCACAAAUACGAUAUUGUGUACCGAGACUUGAAGCCGGAGAACAUUCUGCUUGACGCGACAGGUCACGUCGCACUAUGCGACUUCGGCCUGUCAAAGCCUGACCUGCGCUCCGACGAACUGACGAACACGUUCUGCGGCACAACCGAGUACCUGGCCCCUGAAGUCCUUCUGGACGAGCACGGAUACUCGAAGCUGGUCGACUUCUGGAGUCUGGGUGUACUGCUGUUCGAGAUGUGCUGCGGGUGGAGCCCAUUCUAUGCGGAAGACACACAGCAGAUGUACAAGAACAUCUGCUUUGGGAAAAUCAGGUUCCCAAGGGGUGUCAUCAACGAGGACGGAAAGCAAUUUGUCAAAGGGCUGUUGAACCGGAAUCCCAAGCACCGUCUUGGCGCGCAGCGGGACGCGGAGGAGCUGAAGGAGCAUCCGUUCUUCAAGACUAUCGACUGGAAGGCGCUCGCGCUCAAGCAGGUCACGCCGCCGUUCAAGCCCGCCGUGGAGUCGGACGAGUCUGUCGCCAACUUCGACCCGGAGUUUACUUCUGCGGACGUGCGUGACGCGGGCCCGGAUGAGAUCAUGGACCUCGAUGAGGAGGAUCCGUCGGAGGACUGGGUCGCGCUCUCCCAGAGCGUCUCCGCGGCAACGAUGCACACCCCCAAUGGCCCGCUCGGGAGUGACAAGACCUUGGGCGCCCUUUCCCCUUCCUCUGCUCCUGUGGCGACCGCGCCAUCGGCGCCGGCGGGGAUUGAGAUCCAAGGGAAGAGGAAGAAGCGCGAGGCUGCGGGGAGCCCCCUGACGAGCAGCGUACAGGAGAACUUCAGAGGCUUUACGUAUCACGGCGAGUCGGUCAUGCCGGCUGCGGCGGGUAUGCUUGCGGACGUGAGGGGUGGUGUAGACGAGAAUGUGGUGUCUCCGCAGGAGGAGGACGUCGACACUGACGACGAGCUCGCGGACGAACGGCCUGCCGGGCGUUAUGCGCACAGAAGAGACGAUGAUGAAGACCACUUGGAUGGCUUCGACGAGGAUCUACACUAG
Fomitopsis serialis is the source of this 1983-nucleotide messenger RNA. RefSeq names its product serine/threonine protein kinase. NCBI's taxonomy places the organism in Eukaryota, Fungi, Basidiomycota, Agaricomycetes, Polyporales, Fomitopsidaceae. The transcript is spliced from 6 exons. The record is from RefSeq and is a predicted model, not a curated record. Gene Ontology annotation, biological process: protein phosphorylation. Gene Ontology annotation, molecular function: protein serine/threonine kinase activity; ATP binding. The coding region runs from base 1 to 1983 and encodes 660 amino acids.